Messenger RNA from Lolium rigidum, 1952 nucleotides. RefSeq names its product exopolygalacturonase-like. The record is from RefSeq and is a predicted model, not a curated record. Gene Ontology annotation, molecular function: polygalacturonase activity. Gene Ontology annotation, biological process: carbohydrate metabolic process. The transcript is spliced from 5 exons. The coding region runs from base 1 to 1818 and encodes 605 amino acids. Lineage: Eukaryota; Viridiplantae; Streptophyta; Magnoliopsida; Poales; Poaceae.
AUGGACGCCAGGUCCCGCUAUCGGAACCUCGUAACGACCUUGGCCGCCUUGGCAAGCGACGGCGACAUCACUGAGGAUCUUCAAUCCACCCAUUUCUUCUUCAAGGACCUGAGCGCCCUCUGGUGGUGUUGGCUCGUGCUCCUCCUAUUGAACUCGAGGACGGAGAGGAGCAGAUCGGAGCGCCCUCUGAUGGUGUUGGCUCGUGGUCCUCCUGUUGAACUCGAGGAUGGAGAGGAGCAGCCCAAGGUCGAGGUAGAGGAGGAGAUCGACGCCGGCACGCUCGGAGAUGGGGUCGGCGUAGAGGAGGAGGAGGUCGUGGUACGGGAGGCCAGCGCCCGCACUGCUCCGCUGCCCUCCCCGGAGACCAUGACGCCGCGGUCAGCGACGGAUGGCCGCGGCCGGCGGCCUGCUGUGCUCACAAAUAGCGGUGAGGAGGCCGCCGUGGUCGCCGCCGGCUGCCCUCCGUCGAUGACCUCCACCUCGGCCCUCUCCUCGUCGCUGCCGGCCGCCGCGCAGGCCCGCGUCUUCUCCGUCGCCGACUACGGCGCGGCCGGCGACGGGUCCCGCUACGACACGGCGGCGAUCCAGGCGGCCAUCGACGCCUGCGGGGCGGCGGGGGGCGGCCGCGUGCUCCUCCCGGCGCCCGGGGACUACCUGACGGCGACGGUCCACCUCCGCUCGCGGGUGGUGCUCGAGGUGGCCCCCGGCGCGCGGCUCCUGGGCGGGACCAGGCAGCGGGACUACCCGCCCGAGUCGCGACGCUGGUACGUCGUGCUGGCCGAGAACACCACCGGCGCGGGCGUCACCGGCGGCGGCGAGAUCAACGGCCAGGGCGGCGCGUUCGUGAUCACGCCCAACGCGCAGAAGAACAUCAUGGUCAGCUGGAACGUCACCGGGGACUGCCAGGGCGACGAGUGCCGGCCCCGGCUCGUCGGCUUCCUCGACUCCAAGGACGUCAUGAUCCAUGACAUUACUCUCAACCAGCCAGCUUACUGGUGUCUGCAUCUUGUCAGGUGUGACAACUCGGUGAUCCGCAAUGUGUCUAUAUACGGGGACUUUGACACGCCCAACAAUGACGGGAUCGACAUCGAGGGUUCAAACAACACGAUCAUCGCCGACUGCCACAUAGACACUGGAGAUGAUGCGAUCUGCCCCAAGUCCGGCACAGGGCCUGUUUACAAUUUGACAGCGACAAACUGCUGGAUCCGGACUAAAUCUUCUGCAAUCAAAUUUGGAAGUGCGAGCUUUUUCAACUAUGAGAGGCUGGUCUUUGACAACAUAACUAUAGCUGAUUCCCAUCGAGGACUUGGAAUUCAGAUCCGUGAUGGAGGUAACGUUAGUGAUGUGGUGUUUUCGAACAUCAAAAUGCGCACCAGAUACUACGAUCCUUCAUGGUGGGGGAGGGCAGAACCGAUCUACAUCACUACCUGCCCAAGGCACACUGGUUACAAAGAAGGCACCAUUUCAGAUGUUCGUUUCAUCAACAUCUCAUCGGUCUCCGAAAACGGGGUUUUCCUGGCUGGAUCGAGCCAUGGCCUGCUUCGCAACCUAAAGUUCAAGAAUGUUGACCUAACCUACAAGAGAUGGACAAACUACACUGGGGGCCUGUAUGAUUAUAGGCCUGGGUGCCAGGAGAUGGUGAAGCACAAGACCGGUGGUAUGAUGCUGGAGUACAUCUCUGGCCUGGAGAUCGACAAUGUCAAUAUGAGAUGGUCCAAAGGAAACCUGAAAGGCUGGGAUGUUAAUCCGCUCCUCUUCCGGCCAUCGACUGUUGAUGGGCUGUCCUUCCAUGACUGGAAGUCGCUAGAUGUUCAAUAGUACACCAACUGAAUCUGAAAUUUUGUAUCUGUAUCACGAAUUCACACGAUGAAUAAUUGGCGAUUCUUUUGUGAAAUGUUUUACUAAUAAAAGAUCAAACAGGAACAGUAUAUUGAUUUCUUCUGUUCUGCAUA